Molecule: messenger RNA, 1101 nt
Organism: Tigriopus californicus
Lineage: Eukaryota; Metazoa; Arthropoda; Copepoda; Harpacticoida; Harpacticidae
Product: calmodulin
Exons: 3
Coding region: 251-700 (149 amino acids)
Molecular function (GO): enzyme regulator activity; calcium ion binding
Source: RefSeq, a predicted model, not a curated record
CCAAUUUUCAUCUUACCCUUGGCUGUGGUGGAGUAGCUCGCUGUAAGAACUCGUCCUUCGUGGUGUUGAUUGGUGCGUGCUCGCUUGCUAGCUAGCUAGCCUGCCCGAUCACUAACUAAGUAACUGACUGACUGGCUGCGUGAACAAAUCUCCAGAAAUCCUUGAAGACCCUCAUCUUGGACUUGUUCCCUUUCAUCCUCAUCCAUCCCUUUGCCCCACACACACGGAAUUCAACCAAAGUCCCAACAUCAUGGCCGAUCAAUUGACCGAGGAGCAAAUCGCCGAGUUUAAAGAGGCGUUUUCGUUGUUUGACAAGGACGGCGAUGGUACCAUCACCACCAAGGAAUUGGGCACGGUCAUGCGAUCCUUAGGCCAGAAUCCCACCGAGGCUGAACUUCAAGACAUGAUCAACGAAGUGGACGCGGACGGCAACGGCACCAUCGACUUUCCCGAGUUUUUGACCAUGAUGGCUCGCAAAAUGAAGGACACCGACAGUGAAGAGGAGAUCCGCGAGGCGUUCCGCGUGUUUGACAAAGACGGCAACGGUUUCAUCUCGGCAGCCGAGCUUCGGCACGUCAUGACCAACUUGGGAGAGAAGCUCACAGACGAGGAGGUCGACGAGAUGAUCCGCGAGGCUGACAUUGACGGAGACGGCCAAGUAAACUACGAAGAAUUUGUGACCAUGAUGACCUCGAAGUAAAUCUCCUCCUUCUUCCCUGCUCCCUUCCUCGCCCACCUCCCCCUCCCUCUUCUCCCUCCUGGGCCUCGUUUUGGUCCGUUCAUCAUCAAUCCGAAGAGAGUCUGCAUUUCUUCAAGAAAUACCGUUGAUGCCGAUCACCCGUCGCAGACUCGUGUUUGUUUGGGAUACCAUGGCAUGAAAAUGAGUUGAUUCUUCAAAAUUAGCACUACGAUUACUACAUACAACCAUUAUUAUUACUACUCCCUUCAACUCCUACUCUACUACUACAAUUAUUACAGCAUACAUUCCCCUCCUUGAAUGGCAAUUUUCUAUUGAUGUAAUUUUUUAUUAAUAACUCUUUCUGUAUGUUAAGCAUAAUUCUGCUAGUCUUGUCCAAUAAAUUUUCUUGCUGACCGUGAAAA